This is a messenger RNA of Spinacia oleracea (spinach), 594 nucleotides long. RefSeq lists its product as uncharacterized. Bases 1 to 594 code for a protein of 197 amino acids. The transcript has 2 exons. The record is from RefSeq and is a predicted model, not a curated record. NCBI's taxonomy places the organism in Eukaryota, Viridiplantae, Streptophyta, Magnoliopsida, Caryophyllales, Amaranthaceae.
AUGGGGAUUGGUGGGAGUAUAAACCUCCAGUUGCUGCAAGUUGGUAUUGGAAGCAAAUCUGUAUAUGAAACAAUAAUUGGCAAUAAACCUAGAGUACAUUGGGACAAAGUAGUUUGGAAUAGAUUGAAUAACCCCAAACAUAGAUUUAUUGGCUGGCUAGCUAUGCAGUCAAGACUCCAGACCACCUCAAAGCUGGCCAGAAUUGGAGUUAGUCAGUCAGCUAUGUGUUUGAUCUGUGGGCAAGGAGAUGAAACUCAUCAGCAUCUGUUUUUUCAAUGUGUUUAUAGCUGUGACUGCAUCAGAGCUGUUAAAUCCUGGUUGGGUAUUUCCAUUAAUAGUAACAGCCUCACCAGUUUGAUUAGUCAAAUUGGUCAUAGCAGGUGGUCUAAAUUUAAGAAGCAGGUAUAUUAUGCAGUUUUGAUGGCUGCAGUGUAUCUGAUUUGGCAUUGUAGGAAUACUAGUUUCUGGGAAAACUAUGUUCCUACUGUGAAUCAUACUGUGAACAAGGUGAAGCAAGUGGUGAGAGGUAGAAUACAUGUUGUCAUGCCUAAGAGUGUUAGCAAAAGAGACAGUGAGUGGUUCAUGAGCUUGUAA